UCAUGCGAUUCGACAGCCUCUCAGACAGUUUAGGGGCACAGAAUGAGACCAUAGGUCGAGCAGUUGGUCAGAUAUUUUCGUCUAAUGUUUGUUAAAGUGCCAGAAUGUCGUCGAUGUCGGUAUGAGAGCAGGCGUCGUCAUAACGGUGGGGGAUGAAGACCCGUCCAUCGGUGAAAUCCCACCUCAAGAACACUCUCUUACUAGGAACAAAGGAUAUUUCUUCAAACUAAUUCCAAGUGUCAGUUAUUUCUGUGGUUGAGGUGUAGGACGGGUGGAGUGGCGCUGGUAGCACAAAGGACCUCUCUACCUACUGACUUCACCUUGUCUACAAUACCUGCAGAUAAGUAUUCAGGGAAACGAUUGUGAAUGAAGUUCUCUUAAGGACCGCAAAGGACCACUAAUCGCAGAAAGAAUGCAACCAAGAAGUCUGGACUUGGCUUUCUUAAUUGCCUGGAUCCUGGCAGUGGUUAAUGGUGACCACUGGUCAGCCUGGAGCGACUGGAGCAAGUGCUCGCGGACAUGUGACGGAGGCGCGUCCUAUCAGCUCCGGAAGUGCUUAAAAAGCUACAUUUUCCGCACGGAUUGUCAUGGCGACCGGAUACGCUACCAAACCUGUAACAAUGACCCCUGUUCAGCGUCUAUUGGGGAAUUCCGUGCCCAGCAGUGCAGUGUUUAUGACGAGACCCCCUUCCGGGGUGAACUCCAUCGCUGGGUGCCUCACCCGGACCCCAUCGACCCCUGCGCCCUCAAGUGCCAAACCAAAGACAAAUCCAUAACAACGACCUUCGCUCCUAAAGUUUUAGAUGGGACACGCUGCACGGACCAUUCUUUGAAUAUGUGUAUCAAUGGAAAAUGUUGGGUUGUUGGAUGUGACCAUGUCCUGGGAUCCCGGAAACGGCUGGACUCGUGUGGAGUCUGUGGGGGCGAUAACUCCUGUCGUACGGUGACCGGAAACGGCCGUUUCGUAUGGAAAGAAGGGGCAUAUUUGGGGUGUACCGCCACCUGUGGUGUAGGUACCACCAAGACCGUGGGAGUGUGCUGGGACCGCAUCCUGAGGAAGCCCGCCAAAAGCACCAAGUUCUGUGACGAGAAAUCCAGACCGCCAGCCAAGCGUCAUACUUGCUUCGUUCAACCUUGUCCGGCGGAGUGGCGUGUUAGUUUGUGGCAGCCCUGUACCCAGUCCUGUGGCGGCGGAAUGUCAUUCCGUAAAGUGGGCUGUGCUCAGGAACUUGAAGACCGGUCCUUAAAUUGGCUCAAUGAUACCGAAUGUAAAGGGAUCAAACCUGUGGAAGAGAAAGAAUGCAACAGUCACAUUUGCCCAAAGUGGUACGCAGGCAAAUGGUCACCGUGUAGCGUAUCAUGUGACAGCGGAAUGCAACAGCGCGCCGUCAUCUGCCGUCAUGUUGGUGACGAGUAUUGUGACUUGAGUAUCCGACCGGAAACGAAACGCGAGUGCAACACGGAAAUACCUUGCUAUGACAAGAAAGAAGAAGUUAUCAGACAUCUACCUGAAAGGAAACAAGUACAAGAGUCAUCUCUGGCACAAAAUAAAGAUUCCAAGAGACCGGAGACUAAUCCGGGGGAGGUUGAUAGACUCGUCACACCAAACCAGGAGGUGUCCACCGAACCCAGAUUCAUCGCCUCGGAAUGGGGUCCAUGUAGUAAGACCUGCGGUGAGGGUGUCAGACAGAGAUACGUCCGCUGUAAGGUAUACCUCCGCUUCCUGGAGACCAUCACCGACCUGUCUGACAGCGAAUGCACAGGCCAGAAACCAAGAGAGAGUGAGCCAUGCCAAGGGACGGGCUGUAUCUACGUGUGGAGGAUCGCUGGUCACAGCACAUGUAGCCAUUCCUGUCUCGGAGGAGUACAGGAGACGCUAAUUGAGUGCGUCCAGAAUGGUACCAGGGUGAACUCGUCAUUGUGUGACUCCAAGAAUAGACCCCCGAGCGAGAGACGACUUUGCAAUGAUAUUCCGUGUCCACCUAGAUGGCGGACGGGAAUCUUUGGGAACUGCUCGGUCACGUGCGGAGGUGGUGUGAUGUCACGGACCGUCGCGUGUAUACAGGAAGUGACGUUGAGGAGUAAUGAGACCUUACCACUUCCAGAUGUCAUGUGUGGACUUCCGGCGCCACCGAGGAACAGGAGCUGUAAUACAAACACUUGUGCUACGUUUUGGUGGACAGGGGAAUGGAGUCAGUGUUCCAGUACGUGUGGUAAGGGAGAACAAUACCGGCUUGUAAAGUGUAUGAAGAUGCUUCCGGUCGGCACAUACACCGACACCAAAUCUCAGAACUGCAACUACGGAGAGAGACCGCAAGCCAUUCAAAGUUGUCAGGCAGUGCCUUGUCCUAAAAAAAUACGAAUCAAAGAGGAUAAAUCCAAGUUGUUCCAGUUGAACCCAGUGAGGAAGGUCGUCUUAAGCGUGGGUGGUGAGGCGAGUGUUUUACUAGGCACAAGGGUGACAGUUCGAUGCAAAACUACCGGCGGCAAGAGGCCCAGUCUUGUCUGGCUUCGGAACGGAAUGUCCAUAGGACAUGGUAAGCAUGUACGUGAGUUGAAGAGUGGAAAAGUCCGGAUUAGACGGACCCACGCCAUGGAUAACAACACAGUAUUUACAUGUGUGGUUGGAACUGUCGUGGCUUCCUUAUACCUUAGGGUCCACACACCAGCUGAAGCAGAGGUCCAGAGAAACCGAUUACAAGUUUAUCUCCAGAACAGAAUGAAAAACUUCACGACCAAAAAGCAUAUUAAAAAUUACUCCAGCGGGGCUGUCUUGUUGUACAUGCACGGGCCCUGGUCAGACUGUCCAGCGCUCUGCGGUGCAUCCGGUAUUCAGAGGAGGGAAAUUACUUGUGAACUUUACGAGAGAGACAUAAUCAGGGAAUAUCCUCUGAAACAUUGUAGAAGGCAAGGCCUACAGAGACCAUCCAGAAAAAGGACCUGUAUUGGAGACUGGAAGUGUGAUGUUAAUAUUACACGCACAAAAUGUUGCGUAUGGGAUGGAACGCAAAACACCAACGCAAUAUGUGAAAACGAGGGGAGAGAUCAGGAACCCUGUGUGGAUACAUGUGAUAAAAACACUUGUCUUCCUGUCUGGAAGGCGUCGUCAUGGGGUGAGUGCACCCCUGAAUGUGGCCAAGCCCGUUACAAAGCAAGGAGCAUUGUCUGUAUCUGGCGGGGAAAGUGGUAUGCCAGCGAAUCCGAGAUAUUGUUUGGACAAAGUCAAACCGCCAACGAUGAAGAGAUGUCCGGUUCUCCGAUGUACUUCAGAAUGUCUGGAUGAUUCGAAAUACUGCGGAAUGGUGAAAUGGUUAAAGAUGUGUCGCUAUGGCAACUACAAGGCGCGCUGCUGUCAUUCGUGUUCUUCGACAUAGCCGGAAGACCAAAUGUUAUUGGACGCGGUGCAGAAUUUAUAGCAGCCAACGCCAUCAAUAAACUUGCUGCGUUUUCUCGAUUGCUCUUGCCACAAACAGUAAUACCCAUAUCCAGUGUUGUCAUUGACAACGGAUGUUUUCCUCACUAAUAACACAACACAUCAAGACUCUGAAGUCACGUUGGGUUACGUGGCUGGGAAAGCGACCACGAGAACUUCUUUUCGCGGUGGUGGUGUUGUCAUGGCAGUGGUUCAUUUACUCCCACUCCAGAUAAAUCCAGUUUAAUAAGGGUGGAUUUGGGACACAAAACUCGCUGAAAAUUACUGAGUACAAACAUUGUCUGUGAAUGUGUUUUCAAGGAUCAAAGCACACUACAUUUUGACCCUUCCCUUUAUACUUGAGGGUCUUAUCAAACUACGGGUGUUAGUCAUAUAUUAUCACAGCUGACCUAUACCAAGUUGUAGGAACAACGUUUUCUGACUCCAGUAGACAGUGAACCAGUGUUAAAAGUAACGCGGGUAACGGUGUCUGACCGUGGCUGUGGAACAGAUUUUUAUGACAUUUCUGAAAGCAUUUUGCUCUAAUAGAUAAUCUGAAGAUAUUUGUGAUUUGUAUCUGGCUUGGAACUUAAAUGCAGAGUGACUUUUGCGACGCCGAAUAUUUGUCAGAUACUGACAUUUCUGUCCAACUAGUAGAAAGUAGCCAAUCGCUACAGAGCUUUUAAAAAAGUGUCCUCUGGCUUUUUGCGAGAAGGCAAUUCAGCUCAUCAAAUGAUCUAUAGCUGGAAGAGACAAUCGCUUGUGGUGACGAUUUUACGUUCUGUUUGGACUGCCCAGAUGGAAACGUUUGAAGGAAUGCUAUUACGACUUUGGUCACUGAAAGAGAUUUGAGAUUACGCAAUCCAAAUGAUGAAGCUCGACUUUAGCUGAGGACCACUAGACCAACUGAAGAAAUGAUAACUGUCCGGAACAAAUCAUUAGAGAGUGAAGUUGUCCUUCACGAAAUAGUAUAUUUGGUGUUAAUUGGGAUUAAUUGUUUGGUGUUCCUUGAAACACGUGCCAUGAUAACGACAACGUGUAUCUUCCAUGUAUACACCGCUUAAAUUCGCAUACUAUUACAUGUUGUGUAUUUUAUGGUAUAUUUGUAUUACGAUUAACCGUUCUAUAUCAAUAGAGUCGGUUAUGCACCGAACCGCAAAUCUCAGGGUAAUCAACGGCAUUGUUCAACGCGCAGAGACAGAGAUUGUUCUGCAUAAUACGUGCUGUUUAGUAAGUCAGGGGUAAUUCUUCCUGGACAUAAUGUUCGAUUUUCUGCUACAGACCUUUCUGUAGAUGGAACUUUCUUUCACCAUGUCAGCAUGGUGAGCAUUUGUAGUAGGAUUGUUAAAUGGUAUAUCAUUUUGAAUGAUUGUUCUUCAAUAUUCCACAUAAACACAGCAAAGUUUCAGCUUCACCUGUUUUAAAGUUACUAUGAUGAAGGCUUAAUAAUUGUCAGAUAUUUGUCCUCAGUUAUUGGAUUGUGCUAUCAGGGUACGAUGUAAACACACUCGUGUCCGUAGUAAAUAGGGGACAUCUUUUCAACUGCUGAAUGACGAAAAAUAUUAUUAAGCUAGAAAUUCAACCUGGUGCUUUUCCAGAUGUAGCAUAUUCCCUAUUAGGCAUUGUCGGACGUGCCUAUGUAUAGUUAAAAAGAUGACACUUGAUGUUAACAAUAUACUCGUGUUUUCCUCGUGGCUAAUGGCUAGUGUGGUAGUGCAGCUCAGUGACCCAGGAGCUUCUGGCCAAUGCGGUCGCUGUGAGUUCAAGUCCAGCUCACAUUGGCUUCCUCUCCAGUCGUAUGUGGAAAGAUUGCGUAUGGUUUUGGGUUUCCCUCCCACCAUAAUGCUGGCCACCGCUGUAUAAGUGAAAUAUUCUUGAGUUCUGCGUUAAUGAAAUAAAUUAAUAAAUCAAUAAAUAACAAUAUAAUCGACCAUUUAAAACCAGGGUAUUAAUUUAACCGUUACUAUUUCACCACUUAAGUAUGUAAGUCCUCUGAAAAUGCGAUACGCAGUUGUUAACGUUAAAUAUAGAAGACAGCUAAUGGACAUGGUGUACAAAGAAAGCAAACAAACUGUGUGAAUACUCCUCCCAGCGCAUGUGCCGCUCCCUAGGCUCACUUUACAUUACUGUCACUACCUUUGGGUCCUGUGCGACGGACGUGCCCUUUUGUGGACUCAGCCACAUCACUAAGGUCCUAUAAUUAGCAUAGGCCAAUAUAAUUGUUUCAGGUGUCCGUUAGAACCUUGAUGUGUUCUGACAUCACUUUCUGCCUCGUCACCGUGACAACAGUGACCUUGACGUUUUUCAAGCUCAAGUGGAGGCCAUGAUGUAAAGCAAACGUAUAGAGCGGCGCAUGCGCUGUAACGUAUACGAACUGAGUAAUUGACUACUUCUUUCAGUUUUACAAUCAGCAUUAUACAAUUCUUAUUUCUUACGGCACAUAAUUUAACUGUGUUGUGGCAAUCGUAACAUGCAAUAUAAAAAUUUGUUGUGACAUUGUGUGUCCCAAAGUAUCGUGCAAACAUUCAAUGUAACGGUGAUGAAUCGUGGUUCUCAUAUGUUAAACUCAAUAUGAUGAUAAUGAAUGUUUCAACUGCCAUGUAAAACCCAGCAUAAUAUUACAGAAAUGAUAAAAUGAUCUGUUAAAAUUCAAGAUAAUGAUAUAUAUUUGUUAAACUUCCAUGCCAAAACUCUACAUAAUAAUAAUGAAUAGUUGAACUGACAUGUUACAUUUCAAAACAAUUGAACCGUUAUGAUUCUGCAUCUAUGUGCAAAAUGUAUGUCUUUUCUUGAAAACAAUAAAAGUGGGGUGUACAAAAGAAGUAAUAUAAUAUCUCAUCCGAAGCUACCCAUUUGGCAUAUUCUUUCUCAAUGGAGUUUGAAAAACUGAAAUCGCGUCUGUUCAGAGAGCAAACGUAUUUCUUCAAUGGUUAUUCUAGUCUGUACUAAUCAACGUGUAAAACACGUUUUGUUCAAGACAUACGGUUCUUAUAACGUUUAAUCUCGAAAACGCUGAAGCUCUAGAAUAACUGUUUCGUCAUGAUUUUUUUUCGGAUUACUAUAGCAGAAAAUAACUGAGGCUUUGGGGCAAACUCUUUUAGACUUGUACGUCUGUACUUUAAGGUGUACAACUAUUCUCAGGAUAAGACUGAACUGAAAAUUUCAAGAGUGACUAUGGAAAUAUAUACCUUAAGUAAAACAGAAAUAUCAUGAUAUUCUGAGACAAGAAAUACUAUUAUGCACUGCAAUAUUUUGCUCUUUUGUGUCCAGACUGCCAAA
Messenger RNA from Liolophura sinensis, 6691 nucleotides. RefSeq names its product ADAMTS-like protein 1. The transcript is spliced from 17 exons. Gene Ontology annotation, cellular component: extracellular matrix. Gene Ontology annotation, molecular function: metalloendopeptidase activity. Bases 413 to 3283 code for a protein of 956 amino acids. The record is from RefSeq and is a predicted model, not a curated record. Gene Ontology annotation, biological process: proteolysis; extracellular matrix organization. Lineage: Eukaryota; Metazoa; Mollusca; Polyplacophora; Chitonida; Chitonidae.